Messenger RNA from Klebsormidium nitens, 1803 nucleotides. Lineage: Eukaryota; Viridiplantae; Streptophyta; Klebsormidiophyceae; Klebsormidiales; Klebsormidiaceae. The record is from the annotation of a GenBank genome assembly.
AUGGCUUCCAUUCCCCCCACCCCCAUCCAGCCUGUCAUCGUCAACAUCUACACGCGCGAGGAGCUUUCCGCGGCCGGGCAUCUUGACAUGUUCGCCAAACGGACCACAAAAUCUGACGCCCUGAAGUUGACCACCACGGCGCACAAGAUUCGCAAGAACCCCGGCAUCCCCACCCUGGUGAAGGACCUGGCCUCCUUCGCGCGCACCAUCUUCGGCAUCACCACCACCCCCGUUGACAUGCUGCGCGGCGGCGACCUGGUCUUUCAGCGCAUCAUCACGGCGGAUGCAGCGGGGCCCUUCACUCUUCCUCCAUCGGCGACAGACGUCCCCGAUCCACGGGCGGGGUACAGCCUGGGGUUCAUGCUGAUUCAGGUGCUUCCCCGCCCCCCCCUCCGUGCAGUUAAGUUCUACCACCCGGCGACCGAGAUCCUCGCCUUUCAGCUGGCAGCCGAUGGCACAGCCGUUUACCUUUUGCUCCCGGCCUAUUUCGUUCAGACGCUAGCUGGCGCACAGGCGGCCAUGGAUGAGUGGUUUACAGCUGAGCGUCUGGCGGUCAUUCCUGGGGAGCUUGUCAGGCUGGAGGCUUCCUCGCUUAGUCAUGCCCUCGUCCUUCGUGCCCCCCCGCCUGCCCCUGAGCCAGCAGCAGCUAGUGCCCCCCCCCGUCUUCAGACAGCAGAGCUUGCGCAGUCGCUCCUUCCCCUUGGGACGAUCAUUCUAGGCGACAGGACCCGCUCCGCUUCCGACCUGCUCGCUGCACUCCGUGGCGCUGGCGUCACCACUGCCAUGCUUCCUAGCGCUCCCACUCGUGAGGAGAGCACUACUGGCCCCCCGCAGUACGCUUUCCUUGCUGGCGCCAUUUCCCAUGUGCCCGCACUGCUCAUCCACCUUCAGGACGUUGCCUCUGCGGGCUGCGCGCCUGCUCUGACCAGCUACCUUCCGCCCAGCGCUGGGAAGGGCGUCCCUUACCAGCUUCAGCAGAGCUGCUUUAUCGCCCAGAGCGUUCUUUCCCGCUUUUCGAGCACCCAGUCCGCAGCAGCUUCCAUCCAGAGCGUUCUCCGCACGUUUGAGCGCUUCUCCUCGGUCGACGUCUUGAUCAUGCCUGAUCAGGGCAGAGAGGACCCCGUCUUGGGCCGCUGCACCCUCGUCCGGAUCUUUUCCUCCAGCAUCACCACCUUCAUCGCGUGGCUUGACGAGUUCCCCGACGGCGUCCCCAUUUCGAUCACACUCCCCGACGGCACUCAGGUGACCCCCUGCCUCAAGCUCCGCGCCCCCUCCUACGGCUACGUUAAGUACAGCCCGGGGGACUCUCUCCUCACUGCCGCUGACACCCAGCUCCUCAUGACCUGCGACGACCCCCAGGCCCUGCUGCUCGCGGGUCUUACCAUGGCGCGCGUCCUUUAUGGCCUGGACCCGCUCACCACGCAGGAUGAGGACGACGUUGUCUUCACAGAGGAGGACGUGGCCGGCAACCCGACCCUCGGCUUCAGCACGGGGGCAGUGCUGGCUGUCAUCCUCACCCAGACUGGGCUCUCUGUCUACCCGGAGGGCACGGCGCACCCCCAGAACAAAAUCACGGUCUGCCCGUUCCUUCGCAGCGUGGCAAACUCUGUUAAGCACGUCAAGGGCCAGCGCACCCCACCUUUCGAACAGCUGACGUACAACCGGUUCCCCGCAGUCGCUCCUAUUGUCACGAAGCUGAUUGCCGCCAGCACUGAAGCCCCAGCACGCGACAGGGCGGUGGCGACGGCCCCAUUGAUUGUUGACAUCACCGCGAUCGGCCCAGGUGCGGAUGCGGACAUGUCU